Anastrepha obliqua is the source of this 5064-nucleotide messenger RNA. RefSeq lists its product as uncharacterized. NCBI's taxonomy places the organism in Eukaryota, Metazoa, Arthropoda, Insecta, Diptera, Tephritidae. The transcript is spliced from 3 exons. The record is from RefSeq and is a predicted model, not a curated record. Bases 1 to 5064 code for a protein of 1687 amino acids. Gene Ontology annotation, molecular function: nucleic acid binding.
AUGUCGAGUUCCGUAAAAACACGCGACUCUGCGCUUAACGCCAUUAAGCGGUAUAUGACCAAGAGUACGGACGAUGCUUUUACAAUGGAUGCAGAAAGCAUAAAAAGCUAUAUGCAACUGCUCAGAGAGCAGUGGGCUCGCUUUAAUAGCGCUCAAGAUACGGUCGAAAUUUCGUGCGGAAGUGACAAUAUAGACAUCGAAGAAAGUGUGCGAAUCCAAGCUGAGACGUGGUACUCUACGGCUUUAGCAAACUUCAACCGCGUACAGAAGUGUCGUGCCGAAGCGCAACCCGCGUCCGUGACAACGCCCGUGUCUGCAGCAAUACGACUGCCAAAGAUGGAGCUGCCCAAAUUCUCUGGGGACUCCACGGAGUGGAUCGGUUUUUUUGACGCUUUUUCUACCUUGGUCGACGGUAAUGCCGCAUUGUCAAAUGGUCAAAAACUUCAUUAUCUUCGUAGUUGUUUAAGUGGUGACGCGUUAAAAAUCAUAAGUGGGUUUAAGAUAUGUGAUGUUAACUAUGAAGAAGCUUGGGACCUACUAAAAUCGCGGUAUAAGGUCAUGCGCGUUAUAGUUGAAGGACAUUUUAGAGCUAUGGCCAACGUAAAGAGGGCAGCUAGUGAUACCGCCGACGCAAUUAAGGGAGUGAUCGACGCCUUCCAGCAACACAUACGCGAGCUUAAGGCUUUGGGACGUCCAGUGGAGUUUUGGGACGAUUGGCUAGUGUACGAACUAGUCAAUAAAUUAGACUUCGAGACACGAAAGCAAUGGGAGCUAUCACUCGUUACUGAUGAGCCCCCGUCAUUCGAACAGCUGUCCACGUUUUUAGAAGUUAGAUGUCGUUCUCUAUCAAUGCUAUCAUCGUCAACGGUAUUAGUGUCAGCUAAGGGUAAAACCGCGUCGGUCUGUAAGUCUACAAAAGUGUUUCACGCAGUGCAAGAUCAGAACAGCACGGGCUGUACAUUUUGUAACGGGUCACACAAAAUAUACAGUUGUGAAAAAUUUCGGGACCUUGACGCAAACGGUAAAUCGAAAUUUGUGAGAGAAUCGCGCGUGUGUAUGAACUGCUUGAGUUCAGGCCAUUAUAAGGCAAGGUGUAACAGCACAUCUGCAUGCAGGAUUUGCCAUCAACGCCAUCACACGCUGUUGCACAAUACUGCCGCUAUAACUAACGCUACAACCGUUUCUCAUUUCGUCAACAGCGCCUCUCUUAGGCCUUUCUCCUCCGCCGCAGACGUCAUGCAUCAAACGAACGCAACCGUUUCAUCCGCUAACGGUCCUUCCACAGACAUCGCUGCUGCCUGUACGUCUUCAUAUUUGAAUGCCAAUCCCAACCAGCCUCAUCCAAGAGAAAGGACUGUGCUGUUGGCAACCGCCUUGGUCAAGGUACGCGAUUGCUCUGGUCAUUGGCAACCCGCUCGCUUGCUGUUUGAUUCUGGUUCGCAUGCUUCCUUCGUAACCGAGUCAUGUGUACAACGCUUGGGAUUACCGCGAAGAGGGUCCGCAAUAUUGAUUUCUGGAAUUGGUUCCUCCCAAGGGAUACGCUCUAGAGGUGAAGUAUUACUUUCAUUAUCAUCUCAUUUUUCAGCCCAAUGCUUUACUGUUGACGCAUUGAUUCUGCCUAAAAUCACAAGUGAUUUGCCAACACAGCCCUUGAAGGUGUCGGCGUGGCCGCACAUACAAGAUCUACUUUUAGCCGAUCAGCACUUCAUGAAACCCGGGCGUAUCGAUAUCUUGGUCGGAAUGGACGUCAUGGGACAGCUCCUCUGCUCGGAGAUUCGUAAGGGGCCACCCGGUACGCCCUUGGCUCAACGAACGGUUUUCGGUUGGACGCUGUUUGGAAAUGUCGAUGGAUCCGAAUCCCCUUCGCACGGCUUACAGUCUCUGCAUUGUGAAGUCCAUUUAGAUCGAGCACUCACUAGACUUUGGGAGUUAGAAGAAGCACCGAAAAAGGCCCACCUCACCUACGAAGAACGCUAUUGUGAAGAGCUUUUCGAAAAAACGCACAGAAGGUCACCUGACGGUCGAUUUAUAGUAGAGCUGCCGCUGAAAUCUGACGUACCCUUGGGAGCAUCGCGAAGUUAUGCUGUUCGAAGUCUACUAAGCCUCGAAAAAAGGCUUGCGCGAGAUGACGACCUACGCCAACGCUACAAUGAGUUCAUACAAGAACUCAUCGACAUGAAGCACAUGGAACUUGCACCACCGCCAACGGAUCAAACGUUUUAUAUGCCGCAUCACCCCGUUGUAAAAGAGUCAAGCGUCACGACUAAAUUGAGAGUCGUGUUCAAUGCGUCCGCCAAAACCACCACCGGGAAUUCGUUGAACGAUGCAUUAUUUGUUGGUCCCCAAUUGCAACCAGAUUUAUAUUCAAUUCUAACUCGUUUCAGAACACAUCGCUACGCAGUAACCGCGGACAUCGCGAAAAUGUACCGCCAAAUAUGCAUGUCCACGAAAAACCUCGAUCUACAACGCAUUGUCUGGCGUCGUGACCCGACGUUACCCAUAAAAGAUUAUCGCAUGUUGCGCGUUACUUAUGGUGUUGCCGCUGCGUCCUACUUAGCCGUUAAAUCGCUGCAACAAACCGCAAAAUAUUCUUCACACAUUUGCGAGAAGGCUGCUGCCAUCAUCCAUGAGGACUUUUACAUGGAUGAUCUCCUCACUGGUGCGUCUUCUAAAGAAGAGCUGCUAAGUUUACAACGAAACGUCUCCGAAAUACUGAAGGAAGGGGGCUUCGAACUUCGAAAAUGGGCGUCUAAUUGUGCGGAACUUUCUGAAAAUGUUUCGAACGCAUCGGAGAAUAUAUCACACUACCUAGUCGAUACUAAAGAUGUCCAUGCCUUGGGCCUGAUAUGGAAUACAGAGGAGGACUACUUCACGUUCUCAGUUAAGCUGAAUCAACCAUCCACUAUUUUACCGAAGAGAACAUUCUUGUCUGAUGCUAGCACACUUUUCGACCCAUUGGGUCUGCUCGCUCCAGCGACCAUAAGGUCAAAGAUGUGGUUUCAGGAGAUCUGGCGUAUGAGUGUCGGUUGGGAUGACGUUGUUCCAGACUGCAUCGCAGCACAGUGGCGACAACAUCGCUCGGAACUACUACUGCUAUCGAGUUUGAAGAUAAGUCGCUGGUUUGGCUCAGGAGCAGGUGAGUCGUUCACUGAGCUACAUAUUUUCGCUGACGCUUCCGAACGCGCUUACGCUGCCGUAAUGUACGCGCGCACGUUACACAACGACGGCAGUAUUACCGUUGUGCUGAUCUCGUCGAAGACUAAGGUAGCACCACUUAAAACAACAACCCUGCCACGCUUAGAAUUGUGCGCUGCACAUCUUGCUGCAAAAUUGGCGCGAAGCGUGUUACAUAGCUGGGGUGAUCUCCGCUAUCCGAUCUAUGCUUGGACUGACUCCACUAUUACAUUGGCAUGGCUUCAGGCGCAUCCUAGUAAGUGGAUAACCUUCGUUGCCAAUCGCGUUGCUGACAUCCAAGAAGUCUUACCGCCUGAAUGUUGGAAUCAUAUCCGCUCUGAACUGAAUCCAGCAGAUUGCGCUUCUAGAGGUGUAACUCCGUCCGAACUACUGCAUCAAAAACUAUGGUGGUCUGGUCCUGAAUUCUUAAAAGGUCCUGAUCAUUUCUGGAAGUUAUCAUCUUCGCAACACACAACUCAGUUGGGCGUUCGUAGCAAGGUCGUCGCCCAUGCUACGAGCUCAGAUGACCACUGGCCGGUAUUGAUGAAAUAUUCAUCGUAUUCCAAGCUGCGCCGCAUCAUUGCUUACGUGUUAAGGUUUUUCGUCAACGCUCGUGUUAAGACACGAAUCAACGCUGCUAAACGGGUCGGUCCUCCCUGCUGUCAAGAGCUAUCCGAAGCUGAACUACGCUUGAUAAGAAGAAAGCCGAUUCCGCUUCGGAGUAGUAUUUUGACAUUGCAGCCAUAUCUCGAUGGGAAAAACGUCUUGCGAGUAGGAGGUAGGAUCAAGAACGCUGAAGUAGCUGCUGAUGUAAGACAUCCGAUUAUCCUGCCCAAAAACUGCCCACUUGCGAAACUGAUCAUUCGCGAUAUUCACGAAAUUACAUUACACGCUGGACCCCGCAUCAUGCAAACCAUCCUGCAACGUCGAUAUUGGGUUAUUGGCGCCCGCAGCCUAAUUCGUAGCACAUAUCGCAAAUGCGUAAAGUGCACCUGUCUCAACCGCAAUCUUGCCGCACAAUCAAUGCGGGAUUUACCUGCGAUCCGCACCACCUACGCACGCUGUUUCAUCCACGCUGCUGUCGAUUUUGCUGGACCAUAUUCUUACAAGUUCACUCAUGGGAGAGGAGCGAAAGCCACCAAGGGUUAUAUCUGCGCUUUUAUUUGCAUGUGCACCGGGGCGAUGCAUUUAGAGUUUGUUGGAGAUCUAUCAACAUCGAGUUUCCUCAAUGCCUUUCAAAGAUUUGUAAGCCGCAGAGACUCUAACAUCGAAUGGCGUUUCAACCCUCCGUCCGCGCCUCAUAUGGGGGGGUAUUGGGAGAUUGGAAUAAAAAGAGUAAAAUAUCAUCUGAAACGUGUUAUGAGCGAAAUUCUUCUGUCCUACGAAGAGUUCAACACACUGAUAACAGAAGUAGAAGCCUGCGUCAACUCCCGCCCACUCUGUGACAAUUCUGCAGCCGCUGGUGAUGUAGAGGUACUUACGCCUGGCCACUUCAUUGUCGGUGAACCGCUUAAAUCUAUCCCGGAGCCUGAGGGUCAAGGGCUCCGUGGAAAUCUGCGUCAGCGGUGGCAAGCGAUCUCUGCCAUGAGACAGCAUUUCUGGCGCCGUUGGAGAGACGAAUAUCUCGUCAACUUGCAACGUCGUGCCAAGUGGCUUCGCCCUUCACGCAACAUCGAAGAAGGUGAUGUAGUUGCAGUCUUCAACGAACCUACCCCUCCGACGAAGUGGACGCUGGCACGUGUUAUUAAAUGCCACCCUGGCGCCGAUGGACGCGUGAGAGUGGUUACCCUGAAAACUCCGCAUGGCGAAUUAGUUCGGCCCAUAGUAAAGCUCUGCCCUCUACCAACGAAAGGAGACUUAUUUCACGAAGAAACUACCGAUUCAUCAUAA